GCAGGAGCAGCAGCAGCAGCCAAACAAUCGGACCUGGUCACAUGACCCAGUAGGCGGUGCUGGGGAUUCACCGGCCAGUAGCGUUUAGCGUCAACCCUGGAUCCUCGGAAAAUGAAAAGGGAAGGCGAAUAACGGUACCCUACGGUACAAAUAGAGAUGAUCCCCGAAUACAGCAACGCAUCUCCGUCGCGUAGAUAAAUAAAUGCUCCCCAUUUACAAGCACGGCACGGUGCGUUCGGUUCGCGAAAAAUAAGCGGUCCACCAUUGUCUGCGUUAGAAAUUAGAAUGGCCUGGAUGUGCAAGCGGCGGGCGGUGAUCGCCCUCAGCCUGGCCGUGGCCGUGUCCCUGCUGGUGGUGGUGGUCAACUACUCGGAGAAGCCGUACGUCCUCCUGCAGCCCGUGUUGGGCCAGGCCUUCGGCGGCCGCUGGAUGUUCUCCCGCCCGCCACAACCCUCCUUCACACCCCACACCGGCUACCUGAGUGUGCCCCAGCAGGAGCCGCUGAAGCUGCAGUGCGAGCUGUGCAGCAUCGUGUCCAGCUCGGGCCAGAUCCUGGGCCAGGGGGCGGGGCCCAGCAUCGACCGCUCGGGCUGCGUGUGGCGCAUGAACAACGCGCCGGUGCGCGGCUUCGAGGGCGACGUGGGCCGCCGCACCACCCUGAGGGUGGUGUCCCACACCAGCGUGCCCCUGCUCCUCAAGAGGCCCCAGCACUUCUUCGGGGCCUCGUCGGCGGGGGCGUCGUCGGGGGCCAACGACACGGUGUACGUGGUGUGGGGGCCCCUGCGCAACAUGCGGCGGGACGGGAGGGGCGUGGUGUACAACAUGCUGCGGCAGGCGGCCGAGCGCUACCCCCAGGCCCGCAUCUACGUCACCACGGAGGAGCGCAUGAACCACUGCGACACCGUGUUCAAGAAGGAGACCGGCAAGGACAGGAUCCAGUCUGGCUCCUACCUGAGCACGGGCUGGUUCACUCUCAUCCUGGCCAUGGACAUGUGCAAAGAGAUCCACGUCUACGGCAUGAUUAACGACACCUACUGCAGGAGUGAGGGCUACAGGAAGGUGCCUUACCACUACUACGAGGCGGGCAGCCGUGACGAGUGCGGCGAGUACGUCCUCCACGAGAGCGCUCCGUACGGCGGCCAUCGCUUCAUCACCGAGAAGACCGUGUUCGCCAAGUGGGCCAAGACGCACCCCAUCAAGUUCUUCAACCCACCCUGGCAGCUGUCGUGACCCCCCCCCCCCCCCACAGCUCCUCACCCACUCCAACAUGACUGAGACACUGGCCUGGUAUCCUACCCCCCCCCCCCCCCCCCAACCACAGUUACACACAUUCCACACUCGGCACAACACAACGAUCCAGCAUCUCCAUUCACUGACCUUUUAAAGGAGGUUUUCCGUUGGUUUGGGAAAAACAGGGAAUGUGUGCUCCGUGGGGCUUUGAGGAGACGGACGGGGCUGGAGUGGGCUUCAGCGGGAACGCCGCCGGGGGAAGGAUUAGGAUGUAUUUAAUAAACUGGGAACAGCGGCUCGGAAUCCUACGCCGCUCCGGGAGCGUCGCGAAACGGCAAAGGAGCGAACACGACAAACACAGCGACGGGAAAACCACGGACAACACAACGUCAAACAAACUGCAAAACUAUCAAAAAUAUCCCGCUUCUACGGGGAAGAAAGGAACGUUUGAUCACCAGCUGGGUUAGAACCUUCACGUCUCCGCGCUGCUUCCCGACGCCCCGGCGCCCCGGUCUCCCCCUGAUGGUCGCUCCGCCCUCGCAGCGUCAUUAAUGUAUAAUUCCCAUCGUUCCGAAACGGGAGAGCGGCGGCGGCCGGAGCGCUGUCACAUUCGAUUCGCUCGCCUCCCCUCCAGCCGAGAUCUUCCCACAAAUAAGGUCAUUUGAAAAGCAAAGGAAGCAAGCAACGGAAUUAAUGUUUAUAUAAUGAGGACUUUCAAAAGUCCUCAUUUAAAUGUUUUCUUUUUUUUGUUGCCGGUCGGACGCAGGAAUCUGCUCCCAGUUUACCAGAUGUGUUGUUAUUCCUGACUUGUCCCCGGGACUGACCCCGGAUCGUGGGUGGUUGGGAAAAUGUGUUGUGUUGUGAUCGGGGCAGCCGGGAUUAACGAGGGCUUGGAACGACACAGGUUCCAGAAGGUAUUGAUCCGUGGAACAUCUGUGGUGAUCAGAUGAUCAGAUGUCGAAUAAGUGUUGGCUAAUAACAUAUAUAUAUAUAUAUAUAUAUAUAUAUAUAUAUAUGUAUAACCCAACCCAACAGUUUAUACAUAUAUAUAUGUACAUGUAAUAUAUAUGUUAUUUUAUGUAACAGUUAUUCGACAUUUGCUUGCCGAUUUAACAUAUUCUAAAUUUUCUUUUUCACACCGAAGACAUUGAACGUAACGCCAUGCAACAAAACCUUUUGACAAAAGAGCUUUGUCAAGAACCAAAAAAAGAGAUAAACAUUAUUACGAUUUAACAAAAAAAGUUCUAUCAUGUCAUAACAAGGGCACGUGCCGCAUUAGUCUACAUGAGAUACUAAUCUAAGGGAAAAUGAAAGCAAUGCCGUUUGCAAUGACUAAAGUCUCAGUAGUAUGAACGACAGGUGUCGAAAGGCGCAUUCCAACAUCCGUUUCACCUUCUGUUUAUAAUCCAAAGGCGUCCCUCCAAGUGCGAAGAAUUCACCGGUGUCAAUUUCGAAAAAUAAUCAUUUGACUAAAGCGUAUUAAUCCCGCUGCAGGAACACUAUUCCUUCAGCUCAUAUCGCGUGCGCUUGCUUUGACAAUGUGUCUGCCACUGCGCAGGGGAGCAAUGUGCAAUUAUCAAUUCCGUCCUCGUGGCCGGAGUUAAGUCAUUGGUGACCCCGUGGCGCGAGGAGAUUUAUGUGUGCAGUGGAACCGUUUGAAGCUAAUUGCAUUCUAUUAUCAUUUGUGCCUCAAAAACACUCCGCAGCUCGAUGUGCAUCGCGGACAGAGGAUGACGCACCCCCGUAGCCGUCCUCCGUCCUUCAUAUGUGUGCCUCUAUGUAUGGAUUAUCACUUUGUGUGUGUGUGCGCGUGUGUAUGAGUUUGUAAGUGCUUUACCAUUCCUCUUCGUAUACGUGCUCUGCGUGUGUGUGUGUGUGUGUGUGUGUGGUUGUACGCUUCAGCCUGUUUACCUGGAUGGAAUGCAGCAUCCGCCGACGCUGCCGUCGAUACAAACGAUCCUUGAAGUGCUGUAGUGAUGCUUUAGCAAACACCGCGCGCUAAAACGCACCGCAGCGCUCGAGGUCAGACAGCGUGUACGUGUGGUCCACUUGUCCUUGCGUGUGCGGAGGGUUUGCUCUGACAAAGUCUGAGCAACGUCCGAUCAAAUGUAUUCCGUAAGCACGUCCAGCAGUGCGUCAUCGCCAUGAGUUGUAUUCUCCGUAGCUUGAUGAGAAGCAUAAGGCGUACGUCAAAAUGACAAAGAUGACCCAGAUGGUCCCAUGAAGGAGGGUAAACGGAAUGGUUUCAUGGUCUUUGUUUUUUUCCUUCUGGCGCCAUGAUAAUGCAUCAAACACGAACAUAAAAAUAGCUCCAUUGCAUCUAUUCUAGAGUAUACUUCACCGGUGCCUACUUGGAUGACAUUGGGUUUAUUGGUAGCAUUACGUUCAUCACUGAUAGCUCAAGGAGCGUCAAAUUAAAUCGCACUCGGCUGAUGUGAAAAAGGGAGACUGCAAGAAGUCUGCAGCAUUUAUGAACAAUUCACAUGGGGCUAAGAUAUAGGUUUACGCCGGCUACAGUAACGGGUUUUACGAAGCAAAAAGGGCUUCGUAUGCCAAAGGCCUGUGGGACGCCUUGGCUCAGAUGAAGACGCCCUUAUUUGUGCUACACUGUUGAUUUCCAUUGUUUGUUACAGGGGUAUUUUGUGGCCAAAUUUAAAUGUUGACGAUUAACACUCAUUAGACUGACAGAGCCAGGCGGCAUCUGUAAACGUAUUAGAUAUGUCCAUAGUCUGUCGGCCAUCCCAUGAGUAAGUACUGCCAACGUACGUCUCAUUAAAAGAGUUUGGCUGGUUGAGCAGCAUCAGAACUGGACUUCAACGCCCUCAAGAGAGCUCGGAGAACAGGCUCCAAACAAUGGAUCCAGGAAAACACUCCGUAGGAAAGCAGGGAAAACAGAGAAAACUGCUUUCCCGCCGUGACUGUCGAUUUGCACAGGAUUGCUAUUAGCUGAGGGGAUAUUCUUACCGACCGCUUUAGAAGAGGUAAAAGACGUGCGCAUAAUCUUUAGAGGCAAAAGGACGCCCGGUCCAUAAAAAAACCUGUGAAAGGUAGGCCAGGGCUUAAAUCAGAAGGAUUCAGGGGUAAUAACUACAAUACCCCAGUGUCUGAAACCAAUCCUGUCUGAAUAGGGCUGACAACAACAAAAAAAGCUAAAAACGAAAUGGUAGCUAAUACCCAUUCUGAUAGGGGUGACUGGGUGUGCCUGAAUGUAGGCUCGGCCGCAUCCCAUUCAUUCUGAGCAGGCUCGCUGUGAAUCAAAAGCGACAUGGCUGCCUGCCGGUGUGCCUGCUCUUCCGGCAGCGAUUAAGUUCUCCGACCAAAAGUUCCGCAUCGGGAGUAAAGAGGCAAGCGCGCAUCCCGCUGGUCCCGGCUUUGAGAUGCAACGGCUGACUCAACCGGCGUAACACGCUCCAGCACUCCAACCUCAGACCCCCUGUUUCCUCCACUGUACUCCACGCGGCGGCGAUUGUUCCCCUUUUUAUGUUCUCUUCGUUUGCUUUCGUCUUUGCUUGUUCAUCGCGUGUAUUGCCGUUUUCCUGGGGCCGGUUUUGAGUCUAGAAUCCCGAGGCUGAGGGAGCAGGAGCAGGAGAAAGGCUGAAAGUGUGUUUUUUUCAUUUGUGGGCCAUGCAGGACAAUCUCAUAUCUGUGAGGGUGUUCUGGAGUGGGCCCAGGGGAAGCAGAAGGCCUGGGGGUAUACUAUAAAACGGUAUCCAUAUAGAUACGAGGUCGGAAUUGCGGAAGUGUCCUUGAAGCAAGUCGAGGAGGGACAGGCAAACAAAGAGCACUCCAAACGCUGUAGUUUGUGAAAGGGUUGAAAGUGCUUGCAGGCGCUCAGCGUACAGCCACCGUAAGACGGAGGAUGUUGGUCGUUGCAGGACGUCACCCGUUGACAUUUUUUGUUGUUGUCUUUCGGCUGUUCCAAUUGGGGAAUAAAGUCCCCAAGUGAGUGGAAAAAACAAAGCUACGGUUCGCUGUAGCAUGCAUUUUAUAUGACUUAUAUACAUCUUUUAUACAUUUCUACUCGGCCUGUGAUUGUGCAAUCAUGCAGUAGCCGUGCUCUACUUUGUGUGUGUGUGUGUGUGUGUGUGUGUGUGCGCUGUUUUCACGAGGACGGAGGCUGUAACAGAUAUGUUGAUUUAAACCAAACCAGGGUGUGAACCUUUCAAAAUCUCUCUCUCUAUAACAAUUCGACGGAAUGAAAAGGUCAAACGCUUAGGCUGCUUGCAAAAUGUAUUUAUACCCUGUCCUGUUUAACACCCCUGUGUCUUUUUCACCCGUGACAGUAAAACGGCGAGCCCUGGAUUGUAAUCCCCCUGUUUAGCUAUAUGCCGUGUAGCUAUGCCCUAUGUAUGCUAAUAUUCGAAAAAGAAGCAACGCUCGUGUGCGUAAAGCACUGAAAAUGACACCAGAAGGGAUUUGUAUUAUCGCAGGAAUAUUUAUAUCUUAACUCCCCUGUCUGCUAGGAAGAUAAAGACGGACAUUUUGAGGUCAGCGAAACCAACCCAAAUUGUGAUGAGAGGAGCCGUGGUGUCACACCAGCAUUAGGAAACCCAAACUAGAUGGUUUUCAUCCGGGAGAUAAAUAGAUUUCGCCUCGGAUUGUAUCACGCUGUUCAGAGACAUGGGGGUUGUGGACUUUUUUUUUUUUCAUUAUCUUCUUUUUUUUCUUUCUUAUUCUCCAAAUUCUCCAAGUAGCAUUUCACUCAUUUUCUUCACGAAAAGUAUUUUGCUCAUCCAUCCCAUGCUCUACUACAACACUGGCAUUUGUACUCACGGACAAAAAAAUGGGUGAAAGAACGAUGUUACUUUUGUACCUUUGUUUUGUAACGCACUUUCCUUUGCUGUUCAGGCUUCAGGUGCCCCUGUGAGGCAUGUUCGUAUCCUGGAUGCCGGGGUCACGUUGCCGGGUGGGCCAGCAGUUUGGAAUGUAUUUAUGACACUGAUGUUGGUGUACGCACACUGAUGUUUGUUUUGCCCCUGUCACUAACACUCCGUUCACUUCAUCAAAACGACAACAAAAGACAAACAAAAAUAACAUUCUGCAUGGGUCCCCGUACGGGCUGUGCUCAAAGCAUGGAACAAAUACACUAUGUUAAGAAAUAUCCUAUUGUUGUGUUCCGUUGUGUGCUGUUGACUGUAAGCGUAGAUACAAAACAUUUUCUUGUGAGUUCCACCCCCCUAUCUAAGUCCCGAACAUGUCUCCAAUGUAAUUUGUAUAUUUGUUUUCUGACUUUUGUUGAUGUCGUCUACGUGGGUGGAUUAAAGUAAAAUUCAACUCCCACCUGAAUUAAACACAUCACCACUGCACAUGUGUGUUGAACACGGUAAACAAAAACCGUUGGCAUUCUGAAUCUAUUCCCCACUGCUCAACGUUCCAAAUAAACUGUUUCUCCAACAGGCA
Gadus morhua (Atlantic cod) is the source of this 6630-nucleotide messenger RNA. It is a transcript of the gene st6galnac3, whose product is annotated as ST6 (alpha-N-acetyl-neuraminyl-2,3-beta-galactosyl-1,3)-N-acetylgalactosaminide alpha-2,6-sialyltransferase 3. Gene Ontology annotation, biological process: oligosaccharide metabolic process; ganglioside biosynthetic process. The record is from RefSeq and is a predicted model, not a curated record. NCBI's taxonomy places the organism in Eukaryota, Metazoa, Chordata, Actinopteri, Gadiformes, Gadidae. The transcript has 5 exons. Gene Ontology annotation, molecular function: alpha-N-acetylgalactosaminide alpha-2,6-sialyltransferase activity. The coding region runs from base 286 to 1230 and encodes 314 amino acids.